Molecule: messenger RNA, 2879 nt
Organism: Acanthopagrus latus (yellowfin seabream)
Lineage: Eukaryota; Metazoa; Chordata; Actinopteri; Spariformes; Sparidae
Gene: sp7
Product: Sp7 transcription factor
Exons: 2
Coding region: 91-1470 (459 amino acids)
Biological process (GO): regulation of transcription by RNA polymerase II
Molecular function (GO): RNA polymerase II cis-regulatory region sequence-specific DNA binding; DNA-binding transcription factor activity, RNA polymerase II-specific
Source: RefSeq, a predicted model, not a curated record
GCCCGACUUCUCCCAAACUGUCCCAGAGAGAGACUCAGAGCUGUGCCUCUCCCACUCCCCACAGCUUCCUUAGGAUUUUGUUUCUCAGGGAUGGCCGCAUCUAUUCUGGAGGUAGGGAAUGUAAUUGAAGACGCACGCUAUGGCUCCAGUCCUCUGGCUAUGUUAACUGCUACCUGUAACAAGUUUGGCAGCACAAGUCCAGUCAGGGAUUCGGCUACACCCGGGAAGACCGGCAGCAAUACUCCAGUAAAGAAGCCCUACACCAUGACCUCUGACCUUCAGACAGCUAAGAACGGGCGGACCGCAGACGGCAGUGGCCUGGCGGACUCCUACACUGGCUCCUUCACCACAGCUGGAGGAGGCGGCGGGCUGCUUACCCCAACUGGAAGCCCCCCUCCUUCAGCCGGAGGCUACACUACAGAAUACAACCCUUUCUCCCACUCCUUCCAGACCUCCGUCUCCCAGGACCCGUCUCUUUUAGUGUCCAAGGCCCACGCUACGGCCGACUGCCUCACCAGUGUCUAUACCUCGCUGGAUAUGACGCACCCCUAUAGCUCCUGGUAUAAAACCGGCAUUCACCCUGGCAUUACUGCUGCACCUGCCAAUGCCACUUCCUCCUGGUGGGAUGUCCACCCCAACUCCAACUGGCUGUCAGCAACACAGCCCCAGACAGACGGAGGUCUCCAGGCCUCCCUGCAGCCUGUCGCACCUCAGGCCUCCCUUAGCCCACAGCUGCCCAGUUACAGCACCGACUUUACGCCACUCAACCCAGCUCCUUACCCUUCAGUGGGAUUGGGCUCCUCCUCACACCUCCUCCAGCCCUCUCAGCACAUGCUGCCCCAGGACAUGUACAAGCCCAAGCCUGUGCCCAGCGCAGGGCUGAUUGAGAGUCCCAUGGGCCUAAAGCCUGCGAGAGGAUCAGGGGGCUACAGCGGAGGAGGUGCGCCCACCAGGUCCUCAUGUGACUGCCCCAACUGCCAGGAGCUGGAGAGGCUUGGGGCCUCGGCUGCAUCCCUGAGGAAGAAGCCGGUCCACAGUUGCCACAUCCCCGGCUGUGGGAAGGUCUACGGCAAGGCCUCCCACCUCAAAGCCCACCUGCGCUGGCACACUGGUGAGAGGCCCUUUGUUUGCAACUGGCUGUUCUGCGGGAAGCGUUUCACCCGCUCAGAUGAACUGGAGAGGCAUGUGCGCACCCACACAAGGGAGAAGAAGUUCACCUGUCUACUGUGCAACAAGCGUUUCACACGCAGCGACCACCUGUCGAAGCACCAGAAGACCCACGCGGAUUCUGCGAUGCAGGGGAAGGCUGUGGCUGUGGAGGGAGAAACUGAUCCACGGAGCGAAGAGACCACAGAGCUCAACACCAGCGCUGUACCCAGCAAUGCUGUCGCUGACCAAAUCACCAACGGAGACGAGAAGACUGGCGCUCCUAAUGGAGUGGAGAACAGCAGUGGACUGUUGGAGAUCUGACUUCAUUCAGUCAUCUGUCCAGCUCUACUCUGAGACAUAGCUGACUUGAUUUUUACGGUGAAAGAUUCACCUUUCAAAUAAAAAAAGACAGUAUUUUGUUACAAGACUUAUAAAGGAUGUCAGACCAUGCUUGAGAAGACUUGAUAUGAUAAAUGACUGAGCAUGUUGCUGGUUGCAAUGACUUCUUUUUCUCUGGACCACACACACAUACACACAGACACACACACACCUAUAACUAUACACUAAUGCACAAAUGAUGCAGAAAGGAACAAAUACACAGAAACCAUUUGCAACCAGGCCAGGAUGUACACAAAUAUAAUACGCACACAUGCACAUACACAGAAAUAACCAUGAGCAAAUGUGCAAGUAUAAAUACUGCAUACAUGCGUGCACACACACACAUACAAGUAAACACGCUCAUGCGCACAUUAUACACAUUUUCUGCCUUUCAAAUGAGAUAAACCACUGGGGAAAUUUAAUCUGCAAAAGCAGAAGGAAAAGCGCUCUGAAGCCGCAAAAGGAAAGUAGUUUUAGAAGGAGACUUAUGGUUGGGAUGAUGGAGCUGAUGGAGCAUUGCAUGCCUCGAGAAAAAAAAUCUGAUUUACAGCUGUACAUUGAUACUUAUUCAUUAUUCUUGAAACAAUCAACAGACAGUCUUCUGUCGGCUUCUUGUUGCCGAAAACAUUUUGAUGUAAAAGGUUUUUGCAUUUUCACUUUUGUUUGCUGUUUGCUUCUGUUUAAUUUAAUUUCCUAUUUACAUAAAUAAUCUAAUUUAUGUCUUAAAUUAUACACAUGAAAAGAUUAUGUUGCACCCUGCAGGAAAUAUAAUGUCUGAAAAAAAAAAAAAGAACGCAAGAUGGUUGAAGCUGGCCAAAAAGAAAGUUAAAUGCAUUAAAUUAAGAUUUCUUUUUUUUUUUUUCUUAUUUAUUAGUUAUAAUGUGGAGUUUGGGGUUAUGUUUUUAAAGAUUUAUUUAUAGAUCUUGAAGUUACGUGUGUUUGUAAACUAUUUCUAUAUAAUCUUUGAAUUGUGAAGUCUUCCACACCUGGCAAAGUUAUGAUUAAUGAGGGCUACUCCUUGUUUGUACAUACUAUAUAUUUACAACAGUAUAUAGAAAUUGUUAGGUGUGUUAUUUUUCUACCUUUUUCUAAGUAUUUUCUAUAUUUUGUUUAACUUUUCACGAUAGAAAAAAGAUCUCUAUGAUGCAUCAGUGGAAAACAAACAAACAUAACAGCUUGAUUUGUUUCUCACUGUGGAACUGAACAACCACCGUUUGCUGACUUGAUGUGAAAUGAGGGUAUAAGAUGCUGUAAAUAAUGUUUAAGCAUGAAACCUCGUAAAGGUAAACAUGUUGUAAAAGUCGUGGUGUGGAAUCAUGACAAUUUUGGUGCUUUUAAAAGUAAAGAAAUUU